Cyprinus carpio (common carp) is the source of this 2868-nucleotide messenger RNA. RefSeq names its product E3 ubiquitin-protein ligase TRIM39. NCBI's taxonomy places the organism in Eukaryota, Metazoa, Chordata, Actinopteri, Cypriniformes, Cyprinidae. Gene Ontology annotation, molecular function: protein binding; zinc ion binding. The record is from RefSeq and is a predicted model, not a curated record.
UGAGGUGGCAUACAUUAUCUUCUCCAAAGAAAAUCUUGACACAUUUCCUCUUACGUCAGUGCCAGGGUCAAAUCGCUUUCCAGGAGCUUGAUGUUACAUAAUAUACAGAAAUAAUAUGGUUAGGCAUUCAUCAGAAGAUAUCAUGUGUCGGCCUAGACCUUGCUCAGUGAUGUAUCCUCUGAGCAAAUACUGCAGCCAAUCAGAAGACAGAUCUCCCAAGGGUAAUCUAAGUAUAGGGAGGGCAUAGUAUCCCCUUGUGACCCAACCAGGCAAUGAAGGGCUCAAAGGAGCAAUGGCCUCCAAGCAGUCACAUCUUGCAGAAGACCUGACCUGCCCCAUCUGUGGAAAUAUCCUACAAAAGCCGGUAGUGCUGUUUUGCAGACAUCGCUUCUGUAAACUCUGUCUGGAGAGCCUGUGGAAUGGUGGAGGAUCUUGCGAAUGCCCCCUUUGUUGUCAGCCAUCAUCUUUGGGGGAGCUCAUAGUCAACACCACGCUUGAAAAGACCUGCGAGGGUUUUCUAGAGCGCUGCAAAAAUGACCCUCUUGCGUGCAAGGAGCAUGGUGAGACCUUGACCAUCUUUUGUUUGGAGGAUCUGGAACCCACUUGUAGCAAAUGCAAAUCAUCUGCCAACCACAAGGGUCACAGGUUAUAUCCAAUAAAUGAAGCUUCACAUGACUGCAAGGAGGAACUCAAAAAUGCUUUGAAACCACUUCAGCAAAAACUGAAGCUCUUCCAAAAAGCAAAACUCACUUGUGAGCAAACAAUAGACCAUGUUAAGAGUCAGGCAGAGAACACAGAGAGGCAGAUACGAGAGGAGUUUGAGGCACUGCACCAGUUCCUGCGAGACGAGGAGGCAUCCAGGCUUUCCAUGCUAAAGCAGGAGGAGGAUCAGAAAAGGCAGAUGAUGAACGAUAAGAUUGAAGAUUUGGAGAAUGACAUCACUUCACUUAGCAACACUAUAAGAACUGUUGAACAGGAGAUGAGAUCUCAGGAUAUCCCAUUCCUCAAGAACUAUAAAGACACCAUAAAGAGAACCUGGCGUAUUCCCCAGGAUCCAGAGAUGAUAACAGGUUCACUGCUUGAUGUAGCCAAACAUCUAGGCUCAUUAAAGUUUAAAGUCUGGGAAAGAAUGAUGGAAAUCCUUCAAUAUACUCCAGUGACUCUUGAUCCAAACACUGCGGCAAGCUGCUUCCUCCUGUCAGAGGAUCUGACUACAAUACAGUGCUGCUCUCAGACCUUUAAACUCCCAGAAAACCCUGAGCGCUUCGAUAUAGGUGCAGAGGUGCUGGGCUAUGAGGGCUUCAGCUCUGGGCGACACAGCUGGGAGGUGGAGGUCAAAAACAACACCUACUGGGUCAUUGGAGUUGCAAGCGCAUCCAUCAGCCGGAAGGGAAAGCACGUAUUGACCCCUGCUGAGGGAUUCUGGACCAUUAGGCUACGAAACGGAGAGUAUAAAGCCUGCACUGCCCCAUGGUCCCCGCUCACUAUGACUAAGGAGCCGCAGGUGGUGAGAGUCGUAUUGGACAUGAACAGGUCCAGGGUGACUUUCUACGACCCACGAGAGAGAACACCUCUGUUCACCUACACGGACAUCAUCACUUCGAGAGCAUUCCCAUACUUCUGCAGCGCCUGUAAGGAGCACCCACUGAAAGUGUUGCCAGCAUGGAUCUCUAUUAAGACAGACUGAUGUGAAGAACGUGCCUCUCAGCAUUUCUUUCCUCAAGUCUCACUUCAUAUGUUAAGCUCACACUGUGCGAAUUUGGCCACGAUAUGGUCGUCUGAGACAAAUUUUAAAAUUCCUAAAAAAUUCCUAUAAUCCUAGGCUAAAAUCUGAAGUCUUUGAUUGCUGGUUUUACAUGUUCACCGACAGCGGAUUAAUGGCUGUUGUGAUUUAAUUUGACCUUGUUUAUGAAAUUCUGGCAGUGUCAGAAGAUUUGGCACACAGUCCUGCAGUGUGACUUCUCCUACGAUGAACAUCUUUCAAGACAAGCAAUAAUCAUAAUUAAUGCUAGAGAUUUCUUAUAGCUGCAUAAACUCUGGCGCUCCCAUCCUCCGCUCACAGAAUUCAUACGAUAUGUUGCCUUUGCUAUGAUAAACACCGGUUUGCUGCUGUUUUCAUUUGGGUGUGUAGUGCUGCUUACACUAUUCUUCUUAAAGGGAUAGUUCACCCAAAAAUGAAAAUUCUGUCAUCAAUUACUCAACCUCACCUGUAAGACCUUUGUUCAUCUUCAGAACACAAAUUAAGAUAUAGUGCCAUCUAAAUCUCCUUGCUGUCUGUGGGAGGGUCAGAAAACUCUCUCAAUGCAUCAAAAAUAUCUUAAUUUGUGUUCCGAAGAGGUCUGACAGAUUUGGAAUGACAUGAGGGUGAGUAAUUAAUGACAGAAUUUUUGUUUUUGGGCUAACUAUCCCUUUAAAUACGCCACUAUUGCUGCCAUUCAUAUAUUUUUCAUGAUAGCCAACAUUUCAACAUUCAACAAUGCAGAGCGCGUUCUUGCACGCAUUCGUUUUUAAUGCUUCUUGUCUGUCGUACAGUCUGACAUUAAUGAUAACUGAGAUCCCACAGUGACAUGAUCAUCAUGUUCGUACAAUCUGACAAGUAACAAUCGUAAAGUGUAUUAAAAUCGCACAGUGUGCACCCGGCUUUAUACAUGGUGCAUGUGGGUGACUUAAGAAAUAAGAAAUAACCUUUAGUUUCACUUGUUUUGGAUUUUAAAAAUCCUGAUAGUGAUAGAUGAUAUAGUAGGUGAAAAAAAGUAUGUGAAACGAGUAGUAUGUAUGAAUGAACUAUACACAAGUGCCCAUGUGACCUGCUACUUCCGGCGUGAUUCUGAAGUGUGCAUCCAAUGGAGACUUUUCAAUGCCAUGAGG